AUGGAAUCUCUGGUCUAUGAAAAUUCGCCACUGGCAGAGUACCUUCAAGGGGAAGGUGAACGCGAUGCGAACUGGCCCGUCCAAGAACCCGAUAGUUCCGAUAAUGUCUCCGACUCAACAGCUGCCGACUUUGCCCCUCGUGGGACUUCAAAGUUUCAAGAACGGAUCCGGAAUAAGCUCCCUAAACCAUUGGGCUUGAAAGCGUCACAUCAAAGAGCAAUUUUGGGCAAGAUUUAUGACGCUUGCACGUCUGCUUUGAAUGCGCGCAUUGCACGGAGUGACAACGAGAGAUUUCUGGAACAGUUCGGUUACGUUAUCGUUGCAUCCCAGUUGUUGAACGAGCAUAGCGCCCCUUCUUAUACGUUAGCUGCCGAUGUGCUGUCCACUUCACAACCAGCAGAUCUGCCUCCAAUUUCGACAACUUUUGGCCUGCAAGGCGCUGUUGUCACUGCAUCCACCUCAUUCUCGAUUGCUUGGUUACUGCAUUGGAGCCGAUCUCGAUCGGGCUCUGGUAUCAAUCCUCGCAAGGUCGGAGCUCUAUUGAUCUUGGUACCGGUGAUUGGAGUCUUGUUCUACGCAUUCACAAAGCGGCAAUGGCUCAAAUAUUUGCGACAUCAGGCUGUAGAUGUCGCUGUGUCUUUCAUCAGCAAUGCCCAAGGGUUUGACUCUGCCGCGUCCGCAUCAGUGAUGUUCAUACAGGAAGUUGAGCUGGUCUCAAGAGGUUACCGGAUAAGCACACCGAUGCCUCCCAUAAGUCGACUUGAAGACCAGGGACAAACGCGGCGAUGCCUAAGGCUGCGUCGGACUGUCUCCGAGAGUUUCUUUUCCAUGCUGGGCCAGUAUAUUCACGCACAGCGCAUCUUACAGCCGCUUACAGAUGACGCUAAUUUGGCAAAAUAUUAUGACAUCUAUGACGUCACAGAAGAAGAGCUUGUCGAGGCUGAAGCGGCGUAUGCUGAGCGAGCGACCGAGGAUCAAUAUUCUCUGCGUGCUCUUCGCACUAUGUUUGGAAGAUUGUAUAUUGUUAGAAAGAGUAUUCUCUGUUGCCUUCUGGCUCUCGGCGCUGAUGGUGGGGGCUCUGACAUCGCAAGAUGGAGCACUGCCGUUGAGUGCAUGCGGGAUUUAGCCGAGAUAACAGGGAACAAUGUCCGCAAAAUUACCAACAUUCUUAACGAAGAAGACCGCGAUGCUAUACCUCCUUCUCCCCUACCGACAGCUUCCCCUAGCAAGGACAAUCUUCGGGCGCAGUACCGAAAGCUCAAGUCCCUCUCCCAAGGGAUCCGUGCACUACAUGCCAAAAUGCACAUCCUCAGGGAAAUGUCAAGCGCUAGUCUUGAGCGUGCGGACGGUGAACUUGAGCCUACCCUUAUAUCCCAAUACGAGUCGAUCGGAGCAGAUAUCAAAUGUCUCCUCCAGGAAUGGGAGGCAGGGAAGUCGGCUCUCAUGAAUAGCUUGGAUAGACAGUCGAAUGUGGACCGUGACUCACGGCCGCUCAGCGGGCCGAAAUCGCCGGUGUCCCCUACUCCUAGCCUGGGUGGUUCUACGGCGGUGGAAGGCAGCCCUACGGACGCUCUCAAGGCAUUGAAUGGCGAAAGACCUGAGUCAAGCAUCAUUCAAAACAUCGAUGAUGAGGAAAUAUUCGAGGCCGUUGCUCUGCCAUCUCGCAACAAAAGGAUGUCCUUAACGAGAGAAGAGCGUAUUGCACGUGUCAAGGAAGACCGAGCAAAACAAGCUGCCGCACGAGAUCGAGUUGAUGCAAAUACUAACAUGUUAAAGGAGCUGGAGAUGGUGAUCAAGCAACGACCCCGGUCAAUGGUUUCAAAACGUGUCACUAUGUUGGAAGCUCGCUUAGAACAAGCUUCUCUCCUUAAGCAUGUUGUCGACGCCAUCAAAGACCUCGUGCAAGACUGCAACUUUGACUGCAAUGACUCUGGAAUUGCCCUCCAGGCCAUGGAUAACUCCCAUGUUGCCCUGGUUUCCAUGCUUCUGAAAGCCGAGGGUUUCUCUCCUUACCGCUGCGACCGCAACAUUGCCCUUGGUAUCAACCUGGUCUCCUUGACGAAGGUUUUGCGGGCUGCCCAGAACGAGGAUAUUCUGACUCUCAAGGCGGAGGACUCGCCUGAUGCCGUGAACCUGAUGUUCGAGAACGCCGAGACUGACAGGUUAAGCGAGUAUGAUAUUAAAUUAAUGGACAUUGACCAGGAGCAUUUGGCUAUUCCAGAGACGGAGUAUGCCGCCACUGUGGAGAUGCCAUCGUCAGAAUUCCAGCGGAUUUGCAGAGAUCUGAAUGCUCUUUCUGAGUCCGUUGUUAUUGAGGCCACCAAGGAGGGUGUCAAGUUCUCCUGCCAGGGCGACAUUGGCAGUGGCUCUGUUACCAUCCGUCAGCACACCAACGUUGAUAAGCCCGAUCAAAACGUGACUAUCGCCCUCAGUGAACCUGUUGCCCUUACCUUUUCUCUCAAGUACCUUGUCAACUUCUGCAAGGCCACCCAGCUGUCGGGCAAGGUGACUCUUUCCCUGUCCCAGGAGGUGCCGUUGCUUGUGGAAUAUGGCUUGGGAAGCGGUCAUUUGCGAUUCUAUCUCGCUCCUAAGAUUGGCGAUGAGGAGUAA
Aspergillus tanneri is the source of this 2610-nucleotide messenger RNA. RefSeq lists its product as uncharacterized. Gene Ontology annotation, biological process: mismatch repair; leading strand elongation; translesion synthesis. Gene Ontology annotation, cellular component: PCNA complex. Lineage: Eukaryota; Fungi; Ascomycota; Eurotiomycetes; Eurotiales; Aspergillaceae. The record is from RefSeq and is a predicted model, not a curated record. Bases 1 to 2610 code for a protein of 869 amino acids. Gene Ontology annotation, molecular function: DNA binding; DNA polymerase processivity factor activity; myosin binding. The transcript has 9 exons.